Anastrepha obliqua is the source of this 3122-nucleotide messenger RNA. Its product is annotated as histone-lysine N-methyltransferase 2D. Bases 1 to 3081 code for a protein of 1026 amino acids. NCBI's taxonomy places the organism in Eukaryota, Metazoa, Arthropoda, Insecta, Diptera, Tephritidae. Gene Ontology annotation, cellular component: nucleus. The transcript is spliced from 5 exons. The record is from RefSeq and is a predicted model, not a curated record. Gene Ontology annotation, biological process: regulation of transcription by RNA polymerase II. Gene Ontology annotation, molecular function: transcription cis-regulatory region binding.
AUGCGGGAAAAAAAAAAAAAUAUUUAUCAAUACAAAAUUUCAACGAUGCACUUCCCAACUGCGCUUCAGGAGCCACAACGACUCAACAAAGAUUAUCCACAGUCACAUACGCCCAAUAUGAGCUAUCCGCCCAGCGCACAGUCGCCACAUCAACAAUCAUAUUCCUCCGGCUAUGGCGCAUUUGGCGCGCCAACACAUUUUAACAACUCAACAUACGCCGUGCACCCGCAGCAUUACUCACCCGAGCAGCUGCAGCAGCAUCAACAGCAACAACAGCAACAACAACGACAUCAACACUAUGACAAUAUCUACAACGGGCGGCUAAUUGAUGCCAGCAUCCCUAGUAGCCCGAGCAGUGGCAGCAGCCAUAUGACUAGCGGGCCAGUUAGUAGUUUUUAUAGCAAUCGUGCGCGUUACUUGCCCUAUCAGCAAACCUUGCCGCCGCACGCAAUGCGUGGCAUGUACACACCAGGUGGGCAGCAGUUAGUGCCGUCGAGUGUCUUGCAUUACCCACCGCGCGGCGCUCCGUAUCAGCAAAAUGCCUUGGCAUUGCAACAGCAGCGCUCCAUAACGCACACACAAUACACUUUGCCGCAACACACGCAACCGCAAUCACAACCACAAUUACGGCAGCAGCAACAGCCGCAAUCGCACUCGCACUUGCAACCGCACCCUACAACCCCCUUCGGCGGCAAUGAGCCGCAAAUACGGCAUUAUGCUGACACUCCCAAUAAGCCGCCCGUGCAGCUGCCAGCGUGCGACCAAGCGACGCGACCAACACCGCAUACACCGCAUUUGAUAAUGCAUUUGAAUGGUGGAUCGCCACCAGCAACAGCAGCAACAACAACGACUCCACCACCAGCACCCACGCUUACUCCGCAAAGUGUGGCGCGACCACCGUCAGUUGAUUGCAGCGCCUAUUUGCAGUUGCAACGACAACAGCACAUGCAGCUACAGCAGCAGUACCGGCAGCAGGAGCACAUAUCUGCUUUGGCCCUGCAAACAAUAUCGAACGAUGCAUUGUCUUCGUCCCAUUCACAAAAUUCGAAAGAAUGCGCUCCGCCGCCGGAGCGUUCGCCCAUGGCGAAAUUGUUGCCUGCGAGCAACAUAUCCUCUGAGUUGCCAAAAAUUAGCGAAAUCGCACAGGUCAGUACACGUGAAUGUCGCGAGGAGGAGCUGCAGUCCAGCAAUAGCGGCCCAUCCUCCGUCCCUAGUGCGGCCUGUACGAGCACAGUGAGUUCACCGCGAUUAACGGCGAGUAACAGCGAAUGCUUGACCACAUCUCCACCAUUAAUAAGCGCCACCGGCACGGACAGUGGCAUUAGCGUGAGCAGUUAUAGUACGCGCGCUCGCAGCGACAGCACACAAAGUACGCCAGUCUAUAAUGGCGAGUAUCCGAUGUCGGUGGGCUCAUCAUCUGGGGUGUCCUACCACUGCGCCGAUAUAAAAGAUUUUGAAGACUUCGGCAGGGAGAAGGAAGAACAGUCGACGUGCACGGUGAUCAGCUAUAAUGAAAAUUUAAAAUUAAAGCAAGAAAUAAUAGAAGAUGAAAUUAAUGAAGGACAAUUGAAGGAGAGUGCCGUGGAUGGGGAAAAUACGAGUACAUCCAAAAUGAAGGAGCAACCGGAAGUCAAGGAAUAUUUGACAAUUGAAAGUGCGAUGGAGACAACAAAACCAACUGGUGAUAUAAGAGACAGAGAUAAUACUGAAAAUGCAGUGCCUGCCACCCAUUUACAAGUCAGGCCAGCUCCUUUGAGUACACCCCUGGGUUCAACAAAAUAUUUUCCAGUUGAUUCAGCAGCAGCUGAAAGUACCAGAACACAACUUCCAGAAGAAAAUAGCACAAAGAUAACAGUUAAGUCCAUGGGUUUAGAUGAGCACAUGAAUGCUUCGACCAAUCCAAAUUGUACAAAUGAGUCCAAAGAAUCGACAGAACAACCACUACAACAGCAACAAAAGCAAAUGGAGCCAGAAGAAAUCAUCUCACACACCGUACAUAUGAGAACGAAUUUCGGUAGUAGCGACAAAGUCAGCUCGUCAUCAGCAUCGACCUCUCCAAAUCAUAGUUUGCAUUUUGAGCAUACGCAGUUGCAUCAUCCAGAGUUACCAUCUCCGCCCGUGCCACCAGCCCCACCACAGAACUCUCCGGUCGAUUAUUAUGCAGCAAACGAUAUCACUGCUAUGGGUGCGUUUGCGUAUACUGCACUGCCAUCAACGAAAUUAAAACCACCAACAGGAGCUGCUGCUGCAGCGGCGGCUGCGGUGGCGGCAGCGGCAGCAGCAGCAGCUGCCACAAUACGCACCAAUAAAAGUCGAAUAAUGGAAAGUGAUUUGAUACAAAGCAGAAAAAUUAAAAGGAAAACUCACCUGCCUGGAAAACGGCAAAAGGAUAUUGAAGGCGGUGAAGUGGGGGAAAGCAGUAAAGACAAUCGGGAUAUGACACCCUUACCCGGAUUUCAGCAAGCUUUUGGCUCCACGGAAAUCGGUCGCUUCUUCGAAACAUUUCUAUUCAGUCCGCCUGAUUGCCACAGCUUCAACGAUAGCUACGAGUCUUUCGAUGUCGAGGAUUGCGAGCAAUUGCAGCAAAUUCAUCAGCAGCAACAGCAACAACAACAACAACAACAAUUACAAAUGCAGCAAGAACAACAACAUUUGCAGCACAAUCAAAUUCGUCAACAACAACAACAAUCACAACAACAACCAUAUGCGACACACGAUUACUUUAAUCGCAGGUAUUCAGAUAAUAGCAGUUACCACACGCAGCGAUUUCAUCCGCACUACCCACAUUCGUAUCCGCACCUGCAUCCCACUCAUCCAUAUUACAGAGGCCAAGUGCAUCCAUAUUCGAUUAAUAGUAGCAACAAUUUCCGCGAUAUGUGGCUGUAUGGUCGAGGUGCGCCUUCUCCUUACGACAUGCCUUUCGAAUACGGUGGCGCACGCUCAAGUAGUGGGUCUCCGGCAUUGUCUUACGAAAUGUCUCUGAAUGCGCGAUCUCCGUAUGGCUCUGCGUACGAUCGGAUGGGUCACACUUAUGGGCGCCUGAAUGGUGGCUUUGGUGGAAUACGUUGUAACGGUUAUUGAAAUGCUGAUUAAUGAUUUAUGUAAAAUACCGGAAAGCGUCG